AUGAUUUUUAACUAUUAUUCUAAACUCAAGUAACUAUUAUAAUAAGACAAUCAUGACUUGGAUUUGGCUACAAAUGAUUAAUUUAUACGAAUAAUUCCUAAUGAAAAGAAAUGGGAAAACGAUUAAUGGAAGGAGUAUAUAUAAAAUGUUGACUUCUAAUAUAUGGAUAGAAACUAAGUGUUAAGUUAAUUAAAAAAGAAUUUCGACCCAUCUCUAAGAUCAAUUAUAUAUCCUUGGAUUGCAAAUAAAACAGUACCUUCCCCAAUAGAUUAUAAGUUGUUUGCUUAAAAUCCAUGUGCUUAAGAUAACAUCAUCUUUAGGGAUAUUGAAAGAACUCACUCCCAUUUAUAGUUUUAUAAAAGUAAAAGAAAAUCAAGUAAAAAGCAUGUUUAAAGGGCUUCUUAAUAAUUAGACAGCGUAAAAUCAAUAAUUGAUGAAAAACUAUUAAAUGACUUUUUUUCUUUAAAUUAAAGAAGAUUAUUUUAUUUAUUGAGAGCAUAUGCUAAUUAAGACCCAAGUAUUGGAUAUGUUUAAGGAAUGAAUUAUAUUAUGGGACUUUUACUCUUUUUAUUGGAUGAUAGCAACAGCUUAUUUUCUGGAGAGAUGAAAGCUUAUUAAAUGUUUUUAUUUAUCAAUGUUAAAAUGAAUUGGUCAUAAACAUACAAUAAAUCAAUGAAAAAGUUAAAAUCGAUGGUUUAACAUGUUGAGGUAUUAUUACAAUAGAAUCUUCCAGAUGUUUAUAAAGUAAUUUGUAAUUUAGAUUAACCAUUUAUAUUUUUUAUGGAUUAAUACUUUUUUGGAUUGAUGAGUUACAAAACUCCUUUAGAAUUUUCAGCAAAAAUUUUAGAUAUCUUCAUAAUAUAAGGUGAAUAAAUUAUAUUUGAUGUGUUAUUGAGGGUGUUUACAUUAAAUAGAAAUGAAAUCAAAUAAUUAUAUGACAAAGAUGAAUAAACUCAAUUUAUUAAGGAAAUACUUCCUAUGAGUAUUGAAAAAUUUGGAAUUUAAGCCUUAAUUCCAAAUUCUGAAAUAAUAAUCUGA
This is a messenger RNA of Paramecium tetraurelia, 1038 nucleotides long. RefSeq lists its product as uncharacterized. The record is from RefSeq and is a predicted model, not a curated record. The transcript has a single exon. NCBI's taxonomy places the organism in Eukaryota, Ciliophora, Oligohymenophorea, Peniculida, Parameciidae.